AUGCCGCGCAUUUAUACGCUGCAGCACUUCCUGCACUAUCCCCAACUCACUUUGAAUCUAGCCUGGUCGGAUCCCUUCGCAUGGAGUGGUUCACGCAAGUACAGCUCCCAUGCCAUUUGGCUGCGGCGCGCGCUCUUCAUAUUCGGUGCACUCAACUUGGUUUAUCAAAAUUUUGGUAUGUUGAUUUAUCUUUUUAUGCCACAUGAGAUUAGCACAGAAUCUGUUAUUGGACAAAUAACUGAAACGGGUGGCAUAAUGGGCCUCACCAUGGUUGGUGCUUGCAAUAUGUUCGUCAUGUACUGGUAUGGAGGACGCAUUAGCGCGCUAUUGGAGGAGUUACAAAAUCUUUUCCCAACAGCACGCGCACAAUGGCGUGCAAAUUGUGGCAGACGCUUGAGGGGCGUACGCAUUCCGUAUCGUGUUGAAUAUUUUGCUGUAAAAUCGAAUCGGCUUAUGAAGCACACAACCACCGCUUACAUAUUUGCCUUCAGCUACUACAAUUCAUUGCCCAUUAUAGAGUACUUGUAUGAGUGGCUCAAACCCGAGGAGGAGCUGAAAUUUCGCUAUCAGUCGAAUACCUGGUACCCUUGGCAGAAUAGUCACAAUAGCCACUCGUUUAUCUCCUUUUUGGCCGCCUACAUAUGUCAGAUGCAAUCGUCACUCACCGGUGUCGCUUUCAUAUUGUCUGCUAAAUUUAUGCUCUACUUCUUCACCACACAGCUGCAAAUGCAUUUCGAUUAUUUGGCGGGCGCUUUGGAGGCUAUCGAUGCCAGUGGCGAGCUUGCCAAUGACGAGUUGAAAUUCUUGAUAAACUAUCACAGCAAGUUGUUGAGCUUUUCCAAGGAGAUCAAUGACAUCUUCAACAUCUCCUUUCUGGUUAACUUUUUCACUUCAGCGGUUGCAAUGUGCCUAAUGGGCUUUUCUAUGGUGAUGAUUAGUUUGGCUCACGCCUUCAAGUACUCGGUCGGUUUGCUCUCUUUUAUUGUAUUUACUUUGUUUAUUUGCUAUACGGGCAGCGAGCUAACCGAAUCGAGCAAUAAAGUUCCAGCCGCCGCAUUUUAUAGCAAUUGGUAUGAAGGCGACUUGGCUUAUCGGAAGAUGAUACUUUUCUUUAUUAUGCGCAGUCGCAAACCAGCUGUGCUGAGUGCUUACAAGUUUAAGACAGUUUCAAUGCCUACUUUCACCACAAUACUGCGGGCAUCAUACAGCUUGUUUACAUUUUUCCAGGCUUUGGGCAAAUGA
Rhagoletis zephyria (snowberry fruit fly) is the source of this 1242-nucleotide messenger RNA. RefSeq names its product putative odorant receptor 69a. Lineage: Eukaryota; Metazoa; Arthropoda; Insecta; Diptera; Tephritidae. The record is from RefSeq and is a predicted model, not a curated record. Gene Ontology annotation, molecular function: olfactory receptor activity; odorant binding. Gene Ontology annotation, cellular component: plasma membrane. Gene Ontology annotation, biological process: sensory perception of smell; detection of chemical stimulus involved in sensory perception of smell.